AUGGAGGAUCCACGCGAUCCAUCGGCUAUCCCGCCGGUGACCCCGCGGGUAGAGGAUGAAGGGAGUGGGUCGAAGGCUUGUUCCCAGGAUGAAUUAGAGGAUCGUUUUGAUGGCUUGAAGCUGUGUGGAGAGGAAGAGAUUGAUCUAGAUUUCUCUGAGGAGUUAGAUGAUCUGAUUGGAGAUGUUCGCUGGCUAGCGCUUUUUAGGGUUCAUACAACAAAAGCGUUCAGCCAUGCCGCCAUGUUUAAGCAGAUGCGCAAUGCGUGGGCGUCUGCCCAGGAUGUUACUUUCAAAGCGAUGGGGACGAACCUCUUUCUCGUCCAAUUUCAAUGUUUGGGAGACUGGAAUCGUGUCAUGGAUGGUGGUCCGUGGCUUUUCCGUGGCUCUUCUAUUGUUCUCGCUGAAUAUGAUGGAUUCUCAAACGUUCAAGACUAUAAACUUGACAAACUCCCGGUCUGGUCUAGGAUCCAAGGAAUUCCUGAUGGGUUAAUAAAGAAGAAGGAACUAGCGGAAAAGGUUGCUAAGAAAGUGGGUGAACCACCGUUCAAUGUUAUUGUCAAUGAAGGGAGAAUUAACACCUCAAAAUACCUGAGAGCUAGGGUACAUCUGGACCUGAAUAAACCGCUUGUGCGGUUUGUCCCAAUAAAUCUGAAAGAGAGAAAGAAAUAUCUUGUAUACUAUGAGAGACUCCCAGAUUUUUGUCACUUUUGUGGUCUGAUUGGGCAUACUGUAACUGAAUGCGGUGAUGGACUUCAUGAGCCUGAUAAAUGUGAGUGGGGUGAUAAUCUGCUGAUUAUUUCCCCAUUUAGUAGUCAGGUGGAGAAGGACAAUGCUACAGUUGCUGACAAAAUUAAGAUGUUGGAAUAUGGGGCUUCGGCUAGUACUGAUGGUACGACAACCCCGCAGAAGGUGCAGGUUACAAAAAGAGUAAGGAUGAACGGUGAUGAAAGAGUGGAUAUGGACGAUAACUUGAUAUCGUAG
Messenger RNA from Lolium perenne, 981 nucleotides. NCBI's taxonomy places the organism in Eukaryota, Viridiplantae, Streptophyta, Magnoliopsida, Poales, Poaceae. The record is from RefSeq and is a predicted model, not a curated record.